GUAUGCUGUUGGUGGCGUUCCAUUCGAUUUGCACUGUACGUUUCAGUCUAAGCAAAAUCUUCGCCAACGACGGUCGCUUUCUGCUCGUUCUAUCCCUUGGUUCGGUCGUCGAUACGAAACCGCUGUGGCUGGGUGCGCGCGUGUUGUGGCAACGAAAGCACUUUCUUUCCGAUUACGCGAUUUUACUUUAUUUAUUUCAAUUUAUUUUUGAUUAUUUUUCGAUUUGGUGAAAUGACACAGUGACUAAACAUUGGCUAAUUUGUGGUUACUAAAUGCUUUGCUACAAACGACUGGGACGUCCCUUAAUAUUUUUUUGUGAGCAAAUUGUAUUAUUUGUCUUGUGAUUUUUCCUUGUUUUUCAACUACUUUUGUGGUCGCUAAAAUAAUGCCGACUCGAAGUUUGUGAAAGUGAAAACUUAUGUGCACACAUUGUUUUUGUAAAAGUUUACUACGUACAAAUUGUUAUUGUCGUUGCAACGGUAACUCCAAAGCAUAGUCUCUUUUCGCUAAGAAAUAAAUUGUCUUAAAAGUGUUUGGAACCCAAGUUAGAUGCUUAGAAAAAGUGCCAAAUUUUCAAAUUGAAGAUGGAAAAAUUGAAUUGAAGAUUAAAAAAAAAAAUUAUUAAAAAAAAUUAUUGUUAAUCAAAAUUUUUAUUAAAAAAAUAAUUCUUAAAAAAGAAAAAAUUAUUAAAAAAAAUAAUUUAAAAAAAUAAUAAUAAUUACUAAAAAUCAAAUAGCCUCCUUGACGCGUGUAAGUUAAAAGCUUAAGAGUUCAUUUACCUUAAGCCAAAUAGUGCUAGAAAUUCCAGCGUACUGCAUUUUUCCAACAAGCGUUUGUUUUUGUAUUGCACCGCUUUAACAGUCUUUUAUUUUCGCCACGCAUUUUGUUGUUGCCGAAAUACUUACGGCUUAGCACACGAGAAAAAAGUCCAGUUUUUCGCUGAACACACAUACACACAAUAGCAAGUUACAAACCGCUUGGACUUAGCCGCCACUCUGUCCAGCGGCGCUACUCAACAACAAGAAUUCAGUGUGUACAGCCUUUGUCACAAAAUUGGACACACUAGCGGCUAGAGCGUCGAAAAUUCGCAAUUAGCAUUGUAGUGCAGCACGUGUGAACAACAACAGCAAGGAAAGCCAGAAAAGCAGGAACAACAACAACAAAAAAGCAGUGCUAGCAGCAGCGCAGCUGGGCACGACAUCUCCAAGUACUCCAAACUCCGAACUGAUAAAUUCCAACUCCAGCCUAUAAACUGCCUGCAGCUUACGACUGCCUGCCAAUAACAACAACAGCGUCCACUUCCUUGCUUCCUGUGCGCAAAAUACCGGUAUUUUGGUGAAGUCACCUCCUCCGCUUCGCCAAACUGCUUGGGUACGUCGGCGUACGCUACGUCAAAGUGUGCCGCCUAUAUUGAGAAGCAUAGCUGUUUGGAUUUCUGCAUCACCUCACUGCCUGCGCCUGCAAAGUGAUGAUCUGCGUAUGCACGUCUUCGCCCGCAACGAAUGCAACGAAAUAAAAUAACAACAAAGCACACACACGCUUGAAAAUUGGGAAAUCAAAGAACUUUACUAAAACAGACACUGGCAAGAAAUAAGUGAAAAACAAAAAAAAAAAUAAAUACAAAAUAAUUUUAAGCAUUUUUUACGCAAAAAUCUAAACAAAACAAGGAGAUUUGAUUAAAUAAAUAAAAACAAAAAUAAAUAAAUCAAACAAAACAAGCAAGUGAAAGAAAGUGUUAAAACACAACAAACAACAUAAAUAUUUUACAACAAAAUCAUUAUAAAAGCGUUUAAAACUGUAAAUAAAAAUCGCACACACCAGCAACAUGUCAACGAGCAACGAUAUAGUCAGCGCUGAGGCGGCACCAGCCAGCGCGUUGCCAAUGUCGCAAAUGCCCGCUGCACCGACGCCAGCAAACGAUCAGUAUCUGCCAGCCACACAUCCAUAUUUUCAUCAUUGCAAGCAGCAGCAACAACAACAACAGCAAAAGCAGCAACAAUUGCUGCUACAACAUCAACAGCAAUCAACGCAGCAAUCACAACGUUGUGUUAUGCGCAUACCAAUGCAGCAACACAUGACCACAACUCAACAACAACAACAACAACUGUCGCUGCAACAACAGCAGCAGCAGCCAACCUACGCCGCACCAAAGCCACAACAAUAUCAAUACCACAACAACAGCGCAAGUAUGCAUGCGAACCACGUUGGCAACCAUGUAAAUGCCGGUGGCAAUAUGCCGUUAUACGGUGCCGCCAGCAGCAGCAUUGGCGUUGCUGGCGCUGAGCUGAGCAAAAGCGGCGGACCGACAGUUACAUUCGACGAAUUCACCGAAUUCUACUGGCCACACGAUAGCAAGCAACAGCAGCAACAUCAAGCACAACAAAAACAGCAGCAACAACAACAACACCAACAGCACGCAACACCGCACAAUAAUUGCAAUAAUAUUGAUAUUGGCGGUGUAGAUGUCGGCAUAAGUGCCGUGGCGCUCAACGAAGCCAGCAUCGCCGCCGCCGCUAAUGUCAGCACCUCAAGCACUGGUGGUCGCACCUUCAUCACGCCCGCCGACAUACCGCCGCCACCGCCACAUCCGCCCAACAUGACGGCACGCAAACGGCACCUUGGCGUCAGCAAGAGUGUUGAGGAGCGUUCAACGCGCGAUGCUGGACGCUGUCAAUGCGAACAUCCGAUUGAGUUUGUGGCACAGCAGCAACAACAACAAUUGCAACCAGCACAGCUGCCACAAGUGAGCUUGCAACAGCAACAGGCACAUCAGUCAUACGGCAGUCAUCACAGUGUUUACCUGCCAACGCAGCAGCAACCUCUACAACAACUACAGCAACAGCAAACACAGCCAACAUAUCGCCCACACACGCUGAACCAGUGUGCACACAAUAGUGAUUACAAUCACUUGCCACCGCCGCCGCCUGCCACACUGACACGUGCCGAUUCGCAUCGCAGCCAUCACAACCUGAUGGCCGUCGCCAGUUCUUCGUACUACAAAAAUCGCUUCUUCGACGAUGCGCCACUGCCACCGCCCUCGCAUCUCUCCACGUCAUCGCUCUCCUCGAAGACUACUUUCGAGACGCGUCAACUGAAGAAUCUGGGCUACUCUCCGAUGAAAAUACGCAAAUUGCGCAUCAUACUUGGCACCAUCGCGGCGCUCGUCAUUAUCGCCCUACUCGCUGUGGCUUUAACGUUCAUCAUCAAAGCUGGGGAUGAUGAUGAUGUGACACCACAGGAAAAUGAUAAUGGCCUACAUUUGGAUGAGGUCAUUACGGGGGCAUUAUCAGCGCAUCGCUUCAAUGGUACAUGGACGCCGCAAUCGCGUAUACUCUUCCGAGAAAACAAUAAUCCACUUCAAUUGCAGUCGAUUGUCGAGUACGAUGUGAAGACGAAAAAGAAACGAGUGCUGCUGUAUGAUGAGCACCGUCAGUACUCGCUCUUCGAGAUGUCCGCCGAUCGUGAGCUGCUAUUGUUGGCCAAAAAUUUGUCCAAAUACUUCCGUCACAGCUUCUUUGCGCAGUACGACAUUUACAACAUCACAUCCGGUCAAAUACUGCCGCUGAUGAUCAAUGGCGUGCAACAGCUGUUGCUCUUUGCGCAGUGGGCGCCCGUCGGCAACGGGCUGAUUAUCAAUUUCGAACGUAAUCUUUACUAUAAGCCAACCGCCUAUGCGGAAGCAAUUCCGCUGACAAGUGACGAGAGUAUCGCCAUCUUGAAUGGCAUACCCGAUUGGGUGUAUGAAGAGGAGGUGUUUAGCACAAACAUCGCCACCUGGUUCAAUCCGACCGGCACACAUAUCGCAUUCAUCAAAUUCGACGACUCACCAACACACGCCAUCAAUUUGCCCAUCUACGGUGAGGCGAACGAACCACGCUUUCAAUAUCCACUCACCAAAUUUAUACCGUAUCCGAAGGCGGGCUCCUCGAAUCCGCGUGUCAGUCUCUAUACGGCCGAUUUGGCGCGCGCGGCUAAAGGUUUAGAUUUUCUCACGCAGAUUCCGGUGCCCAGCUCGCUAAACACCGAGACCGAUUAUAUCAUCUCAGCGGUCGAAUGGUUAGAUAGUGAACGUGUACUCUCCGUAUGGAUGAAUCGCAUACAAAAUCUGGCAUAUCUGCAGGUGUUUGAUGGUGUGCGUCGACUAGAGAUCUAUAAUAUCGAGUCGAAGACUGGUUGGGUGAAUUUGUUUACGCCACCCUUCAAGAACCGCGACGGUUCACGCAUAGCCUUAGUACUGCCACAGCUACAGGACGAUCAGACUUACUAUCGUCAAAUCUGCACACUUUCGACGAAAACGGCAGGUGGCGCUGUAGAAACACUAACAAAAGGUAAGUUUGUUGUGGAAGGUAUACUACAUUGGGAUGCGGCUAGCGAUGUCAUAUUCUAUAUGGCUAAUACCGAGCAACAAUCCCAAGUGGCGCAUGUGUAUGCGAUCAAAGCAGAAACCGGGCGUACACCACAGUGCCUCACAUGUGGGCUGCAUGUAUCGGGCGACGUGCAGCAAACAUACUAUGAGGUUUCGUUCAGUCACGAACGCCAAAUGGUGAUCACUUCGGAUGGUCCCGGCAUACCGAUGACUGUGUUAUAUGAAUGGAACUGGGAAAAUGAUCAAGUGGUGCUUAAGAAGGUCAUUGAUUGGGAAUUGAAUACCGAACUACGUGCGAAACUGAAACUGAAAGCUAUGCCCACCUAUGAAAUACAUACCUUCCCUAUAGCGGGAAACUUUACUGCCAAAGUGUUGCUACAAUUGCCACCCAAUCUCGAUCGUAGUGGCAACACUAAAUAUCCACUACUAGUGGACGUCUAUGGUGGACCCGACUCUACCUCGGUGCUUGAUCGUUGGAUGAUUGACUGGGGCACCUACCUCUCAUCAAACCAGUCUGUGAUUUAUGCCAAGAUUGAUGGACGCGGUUCCGGCUCACGUGGUGAUAAACUAUUGCAUUCGGUGUAUUUAAAAUUGGGCACUGUAGAGAUCACCGAUCAAGUUGAUGUAACCAGACAACUGCAGCAGAAAUUUUCAUUUAUCGAUGCCAAUCACACAGGCAUCUGGGGUUGGAGUUAUGGCGGCUAUGCGGCCGCCAUGGCUCUGGCCAAUGACGAAAGCCAAGUGUUCCGUUGUGCCGCUUCUGUGGCACCAGUAACCGAUUGGGCUUACUAUGACUCCAUUUACACUGAACGCUACAUGAGUCUGCCCAAAUUGAACGAAGCUGGUUACGCGAAUUCUCAACUCACCACACGCGCACAGCGUUUGCGCGGCAAGAAAUUCAUGCUGAUCCACGGCACUCUCGACGACAACGUGCACUACCAACAGGCUAUGGUUUUAGCGAAGAAUCUGGAGAGAUUGGAUAUUCUGUUUAAGCAAAUUAGCUACACCGACGAAGACCACAGCUUGGCCUCGGUGCGCCCGCAUUUAUAUCACUCGUUGGAUCGUUUCUUCGGCGACUGCUUCGGCAACAAGCGCAUGAUGUCGCGCUGGAAUGGCAAAUGAUUGUAUCGUCAUAACAGCAACAACAACAGCAAGAGGACGAACAAACAAGGUAUAUAGCGAAGGCAAAAAGCACGAAAAGAAAAGAAGACAGAAAGCUAAUAUCAGAGUCAGAAAGAUGACUCAACCACAGACAAUAUCGGUGUGAAUUAAAAUUGAAAUUAAUAAUAAUUAGGAAAAAACAGAAACAACAAAUAACUAGCGGGUGAGAAACACGCGCAAGUGAAAGCACACCAAUAAGUGAAAAAAUAUUCGCAAUUCAAAAAAUGAAGCAUAUGCGUAGGCGAACGAAUUUUUGUACUUAAUAAACAAAUGUAAGUGUAAGCAAUUUUUUUUUUAGUUUUAAUUUUAAAAUAUAUAAAUACAUACAUACAUACAUGCAUACGUAUAUACAUACAUACAUAGAAGAGCUGAGAUAGCAUUUAACUACUACUAGUGUCUCAAAUUAACGCAAACAAACAACAAAAUUAGAGCGCAUUAACAUGACUAUUUACGCAAAAUACAUACAUAGUUACAUAUACGCACACAUACAUAUGUGGCGAUGAGGUUUAAAGUAGACAAAUUUUAUUAGCAUUUAAUAAAAUUAUUAUAAAUAGAUUUAAGGGAAGGAAAGCAAAACCAAGAAGAAAAAACAGAAAAAUAGAAUUAAGGAAAGCAAAAAUAUUAAAAAAAAAACAGACAAAGAAACUUAGUUUCACACACAUAGCGUUAUGAAAAGAACAUUUUAACGUAAACACACAAAGGAAGGGCGAUGAAAGUUAUUUUUUUGAAUUUUUGGAAAGCACGCAAUUCCAAAACAAAAUUUAUGUUUUAUACACAUACAUACAUACAUGCAGACAUAUGUACGCAGACAUAUAUAUGCAAGGCUUGUAGUUGUAGUUGGUAGAAAUUAAAAAUUUUUUUGUUUUAAUUUUUAUUAAUAUUUCGUUAAAUUUUUUAAAAUAAUUUUUAAAAUUGUUUUAAAAUUUCGUAGUUAUUUUCGUUACUUAUAUAAAAUUUUGUCUUCCGUUAGUGUCAGUUACAAUUUUACAUGUUUUCAUAGGUUUAUUUAUCGAUACAGCAGCACACACACUUAUAUGAAAGCACACAUUUUAAAACAAAAACUUUUGUGAAAAAAUAACAAAGUUUUGUGAAAAAGCUACAAAUUUCGUUUAAAAAACGCACACACUUUAAAAAACAUUUCACACUUUUAAACCUUUUUUUUUUUAAAUAGCAAAUUUUUGUUUAAAAAACACACACACUUUUAAACAAAUUUUUUUGUGAAAAUUACAAAUUUUUGUUUACAAAAAAAGCACACCGUUUUACACAAAAAUUUUUGUUAAAAUAAAAACCGAAUGUUAUUUAACAAAAACAACCUUUUUACAACAAAUUAUUUUAAAAUAUUUUUUAAUUUGCUUUUUCUUUAUUUUUAGAAAUUCUUUUAAUAUCAUGCUGUAUAUAGUAGCUUAGAAACCAAUUUACUAACACUAAUUAGAUUAAAAAACUUUAAUUUAAGUCAAAUAAAUAUUAAACAAUAGCGGCGCCGACUAUUUGUCUAAAAACAAUAUUUUUAUAUUCAUUUUUAUUAUUUUUUUAUUAUUAUAUUAUUAUUAUUUUUUAUUAUUAUUAUUAUAUUUUUUUUUUUGAAUUUAUUUAUUUAUUUUUUUUUGCGUUAUUUAUUAUUAUUUUUUAUUGUUUUCAUGAAAAAAUUAUUGCUUAUUUAUUUUUUAUUUUUAUUAUUAUUAUUUUUUUUUUUAUUUUUUUGAAUUUAUAUAUUAAUUUUUUUUUAUUUUUUGCGUUAUUUAUUAUUUUUUUCUUAUUGCUUGCUAAAAAAACAAUUUUGGCUUACUUAUUUUAUUUUUUUUAUUACUAUUAUUUUACAAAAAAAAUAUGUUAAUAAUAGCAGUUUUAUAUAUGUACUUUUUUGCAAAAUUUUUCUACUUUUUACUGAACUAUUACUAUUUUAAAAUUUGAAUUUUUUUUAAUUUUUUUAAUGGAAAUAUUUUUUAUAUACACAUUUUUUCAAAUAUUUUUUAUGGUUAUUUUUGUUGGCAUUCAAUUCUGCAUUUUUUUGCAUUUUUCUAAAAGCAAAAUGCAAAAUUUUACGAAAGGAGUGAUUAAUUUAUGCUUAAAGCAUUUUUUAAAACCAAAUAUUUUUAUUAUUUUUUUUGUAGGCAUUUAAGUCUGCAUUUUUUGGAAAUUUUCUAAAAGUAAAAUGCAAAAUUCUACAAAAAAAAACUUUCAGCAUUUUUUUCCAAAAGCAAAAUGCUAAAUUUUUAUUCAAAAAUAUAUCGAAAGAAAUUUUUUAAUUUUUUGCUUUAAAAAAUUUUUUGAAACCAAAAUAUUCUUAUAUUUUAUUUUUUUUGGCAUUCAAAUCUACUAAUAAAAUUUCUUUAAAAAAAAAUAUUUAAACAAAAAAAUAUUAUUAUUUUUUUUUUGGAAGGAAAUAUUUUGUACUAACACUUUAAAAAAAAAAAUGUUUUUAUUUAAAGAAAAAAAUAAAAUAAAAUAUUUUUUUUUAUUUAAUUUUAUUUUUGUUGGCAUUCAAAUCUGCUAACAAAAAUAAGUUUAAAUUGCAAAAUAUGCAAGUAAAACAAGUAAUUUACUUAAUAUUACAAGCAUAGCUGUUACAAUGAAGCAAAUAUUCUAAAAACCAAUAUGAGCAACAUCACAAAAUAAAAAAAUAAAAAUUCAAACACAAAACACUUCCGAAGCACAGCCAAAGCGGCAGUAGAAAGCGGAGCAAACAGUGAAAAAGUUGAAAUUUUUUGUAUUUUGCAGUUGGCUUGCAAGAAACAAAUAACUGUAAAAUACUAGUUUGUGCCAAAACAGCAAAACAAUUUUUUAUAGCAAUAUUACAACAACAAAAGUAAUAAUUAGCAUAUACACGAAUUUCAAAAAUAAACGAAAAAGUAAAUUAAAAGAUAUUUUUAACACAAAACACACAUUUUGUAUGAAAAAAAACAAAAAUACAAAAAAAAAUCAAACACAAAAAAAUCAAAUAAAA
This is a messenger RNA of Bactrocera neohumeralis, 8471 nucleotides long. RefSeq names its product venom dipeptidyl peptidase 4 (gene ome). The record is from RefSeq and is a predicted model, not a curated record. The coding region runs from base 1826 to 5488 and encodes 1220 amino acids. NCBI's taxonomy places the organism in Eukaryota, Metazoa, Arthropoda, Insecta, Diptera, Tephritidae. Gene Ontology annotation, biological process: proteolysis. Gene Ontology annotation, molecular function: serine-type peptidase activity; dipeptidyl-peptidase activity. The transcript is spliced from 14 exons.